Linum tenue is the source of this 346-nucleotide messenger RNA. Lineage: Eukaryota; Viridiplantae; Streptophyta; Magnoliopsida; Malpighiales; Linaceae. The record is from the annotation of a GenBank genome assembly.
UCCCUAUUCUCUCCUUUCCGUUGUCAACUGCAGAAGUCCAACCAAAAACUCCUACAACUCUACGGAGGAUUUGGUUUCUGAUUUCUAGUGAAAGGGAAGAGAAAAGAAGAUGUAGUUGCGGCCCUCAAUCCCGCUGGCGACAAAGAUGGCUAGAGAACUGAGGAGAUGGCGCUUGGAUUUCUGGUUUUGGAAGUUGACAGAUCUAGGGGAGGUUCUUCUAAUCCAUCUUUCCCGACUCUAUCCUCUAUUCCCAAUUAAGUUGUGGACGUGGAUUUUAGGGAUUUAGAUUGAGGGAUUUACCAACUAGUUUGUCCAAUAUUCCCUCAAGGCGUGCAGGACGAGGAGC